Messenger RNA from Macrosteles quadrilineatus (aster leafhopper), 1516 nucleotides. RefSeq names its product chromatin assembly factor 1 p55 subunit. The record is from RefSeq and is a predicted model, not a curated record. Gene Ontology annotation, biological process: regulation of gene expression. Lineage: Eukaryota; Metazoa; Arthropoda; Insecta; Hemiptera; Cicadellidae. Gene Ontology annotation, cellular component: nucleus; NuRD complex; ESC/E(Z) complex. Gene Ontology annotation, molecular function: histone binding. The transcript is spliced from 10 exons. The coding region runs from base 143 to 1426 and encodes 427 amino acids.
GAAAGCCGACUGCUUCGCUACCGCCAUUUUACCGUCUGUCCGUCGUUUUCAUGCCCGGUAAUGUUUUGAAGUUCUCCUUGUCCAAUUACUUGAUUUGUAAUACUCCUCCUUAUUUAUUGAAGACGCUGUUACAUCUGUGAACAUGGGCGACAAAGACGGAGAAACCUUCGAUGAUGCAGUUGAAGAAAGGGUGAUAAAUGAGGAAUACAAGAUAUGGAAGAAGAACACACCUUUCUUGUAUGAUCUAGUGAUGACACAUGCUCUUGAGUGGCCUUCACUUACAGCGCAAUGGCUACCUGAUGUGACGAGACCCGAGGGCAAGGACUAUUCCGUGCACAGACUGAUUCUCGGAACUCACACAUCAGAUGAGCAGAACCAUCUGUUGAUAGCUAGUGUGCAGCUGCCCAAUGAAGACGCACAGUUUGAUGCUUCUCACUACGACAACGAGAAAGGAGAGUUUGGUGGAUUCGGAUCAGUGAGCGGAAAGAUUGAAAUUGAGAUUAAGAUCAACCAUGAAGGAGAAGUCAAUCGUGCCCGCUACAUGCCUCAGAACCCAUGUGUCAUUGCCACCAAAACCCCUAGCAGUGAUGUGCUAGUGUUCGACUACACCAAACACCCGAGUAAACCCGAUCCCAGCGGAGAGUGUCACCCAGAUCUGAGAUUGCGAGGUCACCAGAAAGAAGGCUAUGGACUGUCGUGGAACCCAAACCUCAACGGCUACCUGUUGAGUGCAUCAGAUGAUCACACAAUUUGUCUGUGGGACAUUAAUGCCACGCCUAAAGAGAACCGCAUCAUUGACGCUAAAACUAUCUUCACAGGCCACACCGCUGUUGUUGAAGACGUAGCUUGGCACCUGCUGCACGAGUCGCUGUUUGGCUCCGUGGCAGACGACCAGAAGCUGAUGAUCUGGGACACGAGAAGUAACAACACCAGCAAGCCAUCUCACACUGUAGAUGCCCACACAGCGGAGGUCAACUGCCUCUCAUUCAACCCCUACUCUGAGUUCAUACUUGCCACUGGCAGCGCUGAUAAGACUGUUGCCCUUUGGGAUCUCCGAAAUCUGAAACUUAAGCUACAUUCCUUUGAAUCGCACAAGGAUGAAAUAUUUCAGGUCCAAUGGUCUCCGCAUAACGAGACGAUCCUUGCGUCCAGUGGCACGGACCGCAGACUACAUGUGUGGGAUCUCAGCAAGAUCGGAGAGGAACAAUCUGCGGAGGACGCAGAGGACGGCCCACCCGAGCUACUGUUCAUCCACGGUGGACACACAGCCAAGAUCUCAGAUUUCUCCUGGAAUCCUAACGAACCUUGGGUCAUCUGCUCCGUAUCCGAAGAUAACAUCAUGCAGGUUUGGCAAAUGGCUGAGAACAUCUACAACGACGAAGAACCUGAGACUCCGGCGUCAGAACUAGAAGCCGGGGCAUCAUAAGUAUCUAGCUGUACUCUCUGUGUUAACUUUAUACCUAAGUAUUUCUUCGUAUAAUAUAAUUCAAUAAAUACCUUUGUCAGUAAUUGAAAA